Oncorhynchus nerka (sockeye salmon) is the source of this 2334-nucleotide messenger RNA. RefSeq names its product T cell leukemia homeobox 1 (gene tlx1). The coding region runs from base 209 to 1102 and encodes 297 amino acids. The record is from RefSeq and is a predicted model, not a curated record. Gene Ontology annotation, cellular component: nucleus. Gene Ontology annotation, molecular function: DNA-binding transcription factor activity, RNA polymerase II-specific; RNA polymerase II cis-regulatory region sequence-specific DNA binding. Gene Ontology annotation, biological process: animal organ development; regulation of transcription by RNA polymerase II. Lineage: Eukaryota; Metazoa; Chordata; Actinopteri; Salmoniformes; Salmonidae. The transcript is spliced from 3 exons.
GGAAGAAAAAAAAAACCAGACAAUCGCUUUUAGUAUAGCCUCACUCUCACACACUUACACUCUCACAAACACGCACACACACGCACACACACCCACACACACACGUAUUAGAUAACGACUGGAGCGAGAGCUGAAGACGUUUUAAAGGACCAAGAUAAGGCGCGCUGCGUGGAGCACCUCUGUACCUCGCGGGGGGCUCGCGGGGGCCAUGGAUCAUAUUGGAGCGCAUCUCCAGCACAUUCACGGGGAGCCCAUCAGCUUCGGGAUCGACCAAAUCCUUAACAAUGUGGACCAAAGCUGCAUGCUCGGCGAUCGGAUGCCCGAGCCGGACUAUGGCCUCGGCUGCGUCGUCAGCACUGCCUACAACACCAUGACUAGUAACUUCACCGGCGACAACUCUGGAUAUAACAGCAACGCAUGUGGGGUCGCCAAUCUGAGCGGCACCUAUAACAUGAACAUGGGGAUGAACGUCAGUGGGAAUAACGUUAACGCAGCUGGAGUCAUCCGUGUGCCCGCGCACCGGCCUCUGAACAGUGGACACUCGUCCAUCCCCUACGGCAUGUCCACGAUGCCAGGCUCGAUUAACAACCUGACGGGAUUUACAUUCCCCUGGAUGGAGAGUAACAGAAGAUACACCAAAGACAGGUUCACCGUGGCGCUCUCACCCCUCACUGUAACACGUCGUGUAGGUCACCCGUACCAGAACCGGACGCCCCCCAAGAAGAAAAAGCCCCGGACGUCUUUUACUCGCCUGCAGAUCUGCGAGCUGGAGAAACGCUUUCACCGACAGAAGUACUUGGCUUCCGCAGAGCGAGCGGCUUUGGCCAAGGCCCUCAAGAUGACUGACGCACAAGUCAAAACAUGGUUCCAGAACAGAAGAACAAAAUGGAGGCGGCAGACAGCUGAGGAGAGAGAAGCAGAGCGACAGCAGGCCAACCGGAUCCUCAUGCAACUCCAACAGGAGGCUUUUCAGAAAACGAUAAACCAACCGGCAAACCCGGACCCGCUGUGCCUGCAUAACAGCUCCCUGUUCGCGCUUCAGAACCUCCAGCCAUGGACUGAGAACACCGCCAAAAUCAGCAGCGUGUCCGCCUGCGAAUAACAAACUCUGACCCGCAUUUCUUUUCUCUUCUUUUUGAAAGUGAGUGGAGUCAUAGCGAACAACUUUUUAAGAUCAUCAACUUGAAAAAUAUGACUCAAGAGGACCUGGAUUUAUCUGACUGCCUCAAAAAAGGUUUAGGUUGAAAGCAUGGAGUGAACAAGGAGCUCAUAGCCACCGGAAGUAGGGGUGUUGAGGGUGCUGCAGCACCCCCUGAUAAAUCAUAAUUAAAUACACAUAUACAUACAUACACAUACAUACAUAUUUAUAUAUAUAUAUAUAUAUAUAUAAAAUCAACAAUAUAUAUAAAAUCACCAAAUUAGUGCACUGGACCUUAAUGACUCCUGUAUGAGUGGAGAAAAAUAGUCGUUAAUGCGGGGAUAUGUUUUCUUUCUCAGCACCCCCACCCGGAAAAAUCUUCCUGCAGCCAUGCACGAGUCCAUUAGCAACAUGCUUUUAGAGGACUGUGCAAUAGUUCACCUUAUCGUCCUGCUUUUAGGUGAUAACAUUUUUAGCAGUUGUAUUAAUUGUCAUUUUUCAAUCAAAUAUAGUCCAGUUCUAACUAUGAACUAAGACUAUAGCUAGAUUCAAACAAGUGAGCACUUCUUUUAGCACUUUUCUCCUAGAGGAAAACUUUGACAUAUUCAUUCAUACCUGAUCAUUUGAGGAAUAGGCCUAAUUCAAGAAAAAUGUAUUGGUUUCAAAAAUAUGAAUUUGCUGGUAUAGAUUCACUAGCCUGCCUGUGUCUCAUAACAGUGAUGUUUAUAUCAACCGUUUAUAUUGAUAGCAAUGGUUAUGAAUCGCUUUUAGCAGUUAUGCAACCCCUUUAUCUCUUUGCAAGGGAAGAAUCAGUGGCAAAAGGUUCAAAUGUACCACCUCAUCAAGUUUCUGUUGUAAAUUAUUCAUUAUCUUUUACCUCUUACCACAUUACACAAGCACUUACUAAUUUGGAUUAUACUUUAUUGCACUCUACUAUUUACCUGGUAUUUGCAGAAAUUGGAUUAUACAGUUGCCUGAUCAUUGUACAAUAUUAUUUGUUGUCUUUGUCUUUCAAACAAGCACAAUGUUAGCAAUAUGAACAUGGCUUUGAAUUUGUUGAAGUGUAAAUGUAUUGUUUUUUCGUUAAGUAGCCUAUCCAUUGUUACUGCAUAAUGUAAUUUCUUAAUCAAUACCAGGUAAACAGCUGAAUUAUGACUGUAAAAUAAGGUGUUAUUUGUUCAACUUUCUUGUACUCU